Molecule: messenger RNA, 1419 nt
Organism: Arabidopsis arenosa
Lineage: Eukaryota; Viridiplantae; Streptophyta; Magnoliopsida; Brassicales; Brassicaceae
Source: the annotation of a GenBank genome assembly
AUCUUUCCGCUUGCCUAUAAAUGGAUAUAGUCAAGAGUUCGAUAUUAUCAGAGUGACAAUGACAAACUUCAAAAACAACGAUGGAGAUGAAACAAAGCUCCACGUGGUAAUGUUUCCAUGGUUAGCCUUUGGUCAUAUGGUUCCAUAUUUGGAGCUCUCUAAGCUCAUAGCUCAAAAGGGUCACACUGUUUCUUUCAUCUCCACUCCACGUAACAUCGAUCGUCUCCUCCCACGGUUGCCGGAAAAUCUCUCCUCCGUCAUUAACUUCGUCAAGCUCCCACUUCCCGUCGGCGACAAUAAACUCCCGGAAGACGGUGAAGCUACCACCGACGUGCCUUUCGAACUAAUACCUUACUUAAAAAUCGCUUUCGACGGGUUAAAAGUUCCGGUGACGGAGUUUCUUGAAUCUUCGAAACCCGAUUGGGUUCUUCAAGAUUUCGCGGCGUUUUGGCUUCCUCCAAUCUCUCGUCGUCUCGGAAUCAAAACCGGAUUCUUUAGCGCUUUUAAUGGCGCGACUCUCGGGAUUCUUAAACCGCCGGGGUUCGAAGAGUACCGUACUUCUCCGGCGGAUUUUAUGAAGCCGCCUAAGUGGGUUCCGUUCGAAACUCCGGUAGCUUUCAAGUUAUUCGAAUGCCGGUACAUUUUCAAAGGAUUCAUGGCGGAAACCACCGAAGGGAAUAUUCCCGACAUCCACCGUGUCGGCGGCGUAAUUGACGGCUGUGACGUCAUCUUCGUACGAAGCUGUUACGAGUAUGAAGCAGAGUGGUUAGGACUUAUGCAAGAUCUUCACCGGAGACCGGUUAUACCGGUGGGAGUUUUACCUCCAAAACCGGAAGAAAAGUUUGAAGAUACCGACACGUGGCUGACCGUUAAAAAGUGGUUGGACUCACGGAAAAGUAAAACUCGGCGUGGUCCGUGGGAUACCGAACCGGUUGAGCUUCCGGAAGGAUUCGAGGAGCGUACAGCGGAUAGAGGUAUGGUGUGGAGAGGUUGGGUUGAGCAAUUGAGAACAUUGAGCCAUGACUCGAUCGGUUUGGUUCUAACUCAUCCCGGUUGGGGAACAAUAAUUGAAGCUAUCCGGUUUGCUAAACCGAUGGUAAUGCUGGUUUUUGUGUACGACCAAGGUUUGAAUGCUAGAGUAAUCGAAGAGAAGAAAAUUGGUUAUAUGAUCCCUCGGGAUGAGACAGAAGGUUUCUUUACUAAAGAAAGUGUUGCGAAAUCGCUAAGAUUGGUAAUGGAGGAAGACGAAGGAGAGGUUUAUAGAGAGAAUGUGAAGGAGAUGAAAGGAGUCUUUGGAGACAUGGAUAGACAAGAUCGUUAUGUGGAUUCAUUCUUGGAUUAUCUCGUUGCUCAUCGUUAACUUUGAGCAUGGAGUCUUGAUCCAAUGGCGGGUUAAUUGAAUGAACUUGUGAUACUUAU